CAAAAUGUUUUCACCUUCUCGUCUUCACUCUCCUGAUCCAUCACCACUCCAUCAAUGGCCGCAUCCUCCAUUGUUUCCUGCAACUAUCUCCUCCACAAACGCCCCCUCAAAUUACCCCCAAUUUCUUCCAAACAUCCCCACAACGCAAACCCACCAAACCCAUCUCUCAAAUCUUCCAAAAUGUCCCAAAUUUCUGCCCCAAUUUCAGCUCAGGGGUCUCAGUGCAGGCUUUUGCAACUGGGUGGCCAAAGAAGUCACUCCAAUCGGAUCGUUUUGGUGAAAUCUGGGGGCUCGGAUAGUAGUAUUACGACUAAUAUUAUAAACACUGUAUUGGGAGUAGGACAUUUGGUUGUGUCACUCGGGAUCAUACUUGCAGCAGAUAAGUACUUGAAACAGGCUUUUGUUUCGGCGGCAAUUAAGUUUCCAAGUGCUCUGUUUGGGAUGUUUUGCAUAUUCACGGUUCUUGUGAUUCUCGAUGUCACUGUUCCGGCAGCUGCUAAUGGUUUGAUGAACUUUUUCGAACCUGCACUCUUGUUCAUCCAACGAUGGCUGCCUUUGUUUUAUGUCCCGUCGUUGGUAAUUUUGCCUCUUGCUGUUCAAGAUGUACCUGCAGCUUCCGGGAUCAAAAUCUGCGCCAUUUUAGUUGGAGGGUGGCUAGCUUCAUGUGCAGCUGCAGGAUAUUCAGCUAUAGCCGUUAGAAAAAUGGUGAAAACCGAAAUGGUUCCCGCUGAACCUAUGGCAAAACCGUCACCUUUCUCUUCACUGGAGUUGGUUGCAUGGAGUUUGAUUUCCGUUGCAUCGUUUGUUGCAGCCCUUAAGUACCCUGAAUUACUUGGAACAAAUGCUAGAACAUGUUUGCCGUUCUUGCUAGGAUCCACUGUGAUAGGCUACAUAGUUGGUACUGGGUUGCCAGCUGGUUUGAGGAAGGUGUUUCACCCAAUCAUCUGUUGCGCACUGGCGGCAGAUCUUGCGGCGUUUGCUUUUGGAUAUUUUUCAAAGGCUGGAUUUUAUCCAAUUCUUGGAUAUUACCUUACAAAAGUCUCAUCGAACCCCGGAGCCGGUGACAUUUUGAUGGGGUUUUUGGGAUCCGUUAUCCUGUCGUUCGCCUUCUCGAUGUUCAAACAACGAAAGCUUGUUAAACGUCAUGCGGCUGAGAUCUUCACAUCAAUCACCAUAGCAACGUUAUUCUCUUUAUAUUCGACUGCGUUUAUGGGCCGGCUUGUUGGGUUAGAACCGACUUUAACCAUAUCGAUUCUUCCUAGAUGCAUUACUGUCGCACUUGCACUCAGCAUCGUGUCACUUUUCGAAGGGGCCAAUUCAUCACUGACUGCUGCUGCUGUCGUAUUGACUGGCCUAAUUGGAGCAAACUUUGUUCAAGCGGUACUUGAUACGCUCAAAUUUGACGAUCCUAUUGCUCGUGGAAUCGCAACUGCGUCUAGUGCACAUGGAUUGGGAACUGCUGCAUUAUCGGCAAAAGAACCUGAGGCCCUGCCGUUUUGUGCCAUAGCAUACGGUCUAACAGGUAUUUUUGGUUCACUAGUUUGCUCGGUUCCGCUUGUCCGACAGAGCUUGCUUGCCAUCAUUGGCUGAAAAAAGUCAGGUCCUUUUUCUUGUAUCUUUUUCAAUUUCUGUAAAAGGUCAAAGUGUAUUGCAUUUGAUUUCAUUUAUUCUCUGAUAUCAAAUUCUUUUUGUAUAUUACUCCUUGAGUUAUGGUAUUGUUGUUCAUAAAGCACCAAUCGUUUAUUAAAAGUCGAUUGAUGUA
Helianthus annuus (common sunflower) is the source of this 1762-nucleotide messenger RNA. RefSeq names its product plastidal glycolate/glycerate translocator 1, chloroplastic. The record is from RefSeq and is a predicted model, not a curated record. The coding region runs from base 55 to 1590 and encodes 511 amino acids. The transcript is spliced from 8 exons. Lineage: Eukaryota; Viridiplantae; Streptophyta; Magnoliopsida; Asterales; Asteraceae.